This is a messenger RNA of Sorex araneus (European shrew), 4717 nucleotides long. RefSeq names its product cyclin and CBS domain divalent metal cation transport mediator 4 (gene CNNM4). Gene Ontology annotation, molecular function: magnesium ion transmembrane transporter activity; sodium ion transmembrane transporter activity. Gene Ontology annotation, cellular component: plasma membrane. The transcript is spliced from 8 exons. The record is from RefSeq and is a predicted model, not a curated record. Gene Ontology annotation, biological process: magnesium ion transport; magnesium ion homeostasis. NCBI's taxonomy places the organism in Eukaryota, Metazoa, Chordata, Mammalia, Eulipotyphla, Soricidae. The coding region runs from base 21 to 2402 and encodes 793 amino acids.
GGCAGCCGAGCCGGAGCAACAUGGCGCCGGUGGGCGGGGGCGGGCGCCCGGGCGGCGGGCCGGCCCGAGGGCGCCUCCUCCUGGCGGCGCUGGUGCUGCUGUGGGCGCGGGGGGCCGGGGGCCAGGGCGACCCCCAGCGAGCGGCGAUCCUGGGCAUGAGGCUGGCGAGCUGCAACAAAUCGUGCGGGAUGGACCCCGAUGGCAUCAUCUUCGUGUCCGAGGGCAGCACGGUGGUCCUGAGGCUCUACGGCCACCGGCUGGGCUCCAUCUCCAGCAACCUCAUUUCCUUCACCGAGUUGGACAGCUACGAGAGCUCCCACAACUCCACCACCUGCCCCGAGCUCACCAAGGACCUGGUCGUGCAGCAGAUGGUCAACGUGAGCCGCGGCAACACGUCCGGGAUGCUGGUGGUGCUCACCAAGUUCCUGCGGAGGAGCGAGAACAUGAAGCUGUACGCGCUGUGCACCCGCGCCCGGGCCGACGGGCCCUGGCAGCGCUGGAUCGACAAGGACUCGCUGCUGUACAUGGUGGAGGAGGCUGGGCGCUUCCUACCCCUCUGGCUGCACAUCCUCCUCAUCUUGGUGCUGCUCGUGCUCUCCGGCAUAUUUUCUGGCCUCAACCUGGGCCUCAUGGCCCUGGACCCCAUGGAACUGCGCAUCGUGCAGAACUGCGGCACCCAGAAGGAGCGGCGCUAUGCGCGCAAGAUCGAGCCCAUCCGGCGCAAGGGCAACUACCUGCUCUGCUCGCUGCUCCUGGGCAACGUGCUGGUCAACACGUCCCUCACCAUCCUGCUCGACAACCUCAUCGGGUCCGGCAUCAUGGCCGUGGCCUCGUCCACCAUUGGCAUUGUCAUCUUCGGGGAGAUCUUACCCCAGUCCCUGUGCUCCCGGCACGGGCUGGCCGUGGGGGCCAACACCAUCAUCCUCACCAAGUUCUUUAUGCUCCUCACCUUCCCCCUCAGCUUCCCCAUCAGCAAACUCCUGGAUUUCGUCCUGGGCCAGGAGAUCCGCACCGUUUACAAUCGGGAGAAGCUGAUGGAGAUGUUGAAGGUGACCGAGCCGUACAACGACCUGGUGAAAGAGGAGCUGAACAUGAUCCAGGGCGCGCUGGAGCUCCGCACCAAGACCGUGGAGGACAUCAUGACGCAGCUGCAUGACUGCUUCAUGAUCCGCAACGAUGCCAUCCUGGACUUCAACACCAUGUCGGAGAUCAUGGAGAGUGGCUACACCCGUAUCCCCGUCUAUGAGGACGAGCAGUCCAACAUCGUGGACAUCCUGUACGUCAAAGACUUGGCCUUUGUGGAUCCCGAUGACUGCACGCCCCUCAAGACCAUCACCCGCUUCUACAACCACCCUGUGCACUUCGUCUUCCACGAUACCAAGUUGGAUGCGAUGUUGGAGGAGUUCAAGAAGGGGAAGUCCCACCUGGCCAUUGUGCAGAAGGUAAACAACGAGGGUGAGGGCGACCCCUUCUAUGAAGUGCUGGGCCUGGUCACGCUGGAGGACGUCAUCGAGGAGAUCAUCAAAUCCGAGAUCCUGGACGAGUCUGAUAUGUACACUGACAACCGAAGCCGGAAGCGGGUGUCUGAGAAGAACAAGCGCGACUUCUCGGCCUUCAAGGAUGCAGACAACGAGCUCAAGGUGAAAAUCUCCCCUCAGCUGCUCCUGGCUGCACAUCGCUUCCUGGCCACAGAGGUGCCCCAGUUCAGCCCCUCUCUGAUAUCGGAGAAAAUCCUGCUGCGGCUGCUCAAGUACCCAGACGUCAUCCAGGAGCUCAAGUUCGACGACCACAACAAGCACUUCGUGCACCAUUACCUAUACACGCGGAACAAGCCGGCCGACUACUUCAUCCUCAUUCUGCAGGGCAAGGUGGAGGUGGAGGCGGGGAAGGAGAAUAUGAAGUUCGAAACGGGCGCCUUCUCCUACUACGGCACCAUGGCUCUGGCCUCGGCCCCCUCAGCGCCUUCAGCCCAGGCCGGGUGUCCGCCUGGCAAGCGGAACUCCCUGCUGUCCUGGCUCUCAGACCGCUCCCCAACCCACACCACCCCGCUCAGCCGGUCCGCCUCCCUCAGUUACCCGGACCGCACAGACAUCUCCAGCCCAGUGCCCCUGGCAGGCAGCAGUAACCAGUUUGGCAGCUCCAUCCUGGGCCAGUACAUCUCUGACUUCAGUGUCCGAGCGCUCAUGGACCUCCAGUACAUCAAGAUCACCCGGCAGCAGUACCAGAACGGGCUGCUGGCCUCCCGCAUGGAGAACUGUCCUCAGCUGCCCCUGGACGGCUGCACCAUUUGCACAGAGAACAUGGCUGAGAAGUCGGAGCUGCCGGUGGUGGACGAGACCACGGUUCUUCUCAACGAGCGCAACUCCUUGCUACACAAAGCCUCCCACGAGAGCACCAUCUGACAGGAGGGCCCGGGGUCCCCCGCCCACCCUGCGGGGGCCUCCCCAGUGGGCCCGUCGGAAGAUAGGGAGCCUGAGAGGCCGGAAAGGGGCGCAGACCGCCCCUCUGACGCGGUGGCCGAGGGCCUCCAGUUGGCAGGGGGUCUGGCCUCUGACAGGGACCUCUGAGCCGCGUGCUCAGAAGCAGUGCCACCCGGACUGAUGGGUGGGUUUGGGGCCAGCCGCCAUGAGCAAGGCUGGCUUUUUUUUUUACUGAAUUUCUAAACUAGGCUCAUUGCUCCUCUUUUUAGAUAUCAUUGGGGAAGGGAACAGGGAAGGGAAGACAGGGUUAAGGAACUUUAUUUUGAAGAGAAAGACUUUUUUUAAAAAAACAAAACAAAACUGUACAAGGGGUAUGCUUUCUCACCCUGGAAACGAUAGCCAUAAUGUCCCGGCCACGACCUCUCUGUCCCUGGCUCAGGGUCUCCACUCCUCGUGCUUCUCCUAGAGGCCUGCAGGGGUAGCACCCCCCCACCCAUUGGGAGGAUGUUCUCCCAAGCAGGCGAAGAACCAAACAGCACCGAGAACAGCCACCGAGGCUCAAUGAGGCUGGUCUUGGCAGUCACCUGGCCCGCCAGGUUCUGAGUAACAGGUGCCCAGAGCACAAGGGGUACCUGACCUGUCUGUCCUGCCGGUCACUGUCUAGGACUCUGGGCUGUCCACAGGCUGGCUGGGAGGUGGGGCUGGACUGAGGCUCCAUCCUGCAUCCCUAGUGGUUGGCCUCAGUCCUGCCCCCUAGGACAUCUCACUCCUGUAACAGGACUGACUUCAAAGUGUUAGGUGGGGUCUCAGACCUUCAAGCUUGCCCCUGCCCCCCAGGCCCCCAGGCCCUGCGCUCUUCUUACCAAAGGUUCUUCCCGCCUGGGUUGGGCGUGGGGGGUGGGGUGGGGGGUACGUGCAUUCGAGGUGUCUGAACCAGGUGGUUCCAGGGUGGAAUCUGCUUCUGGGCCCCUGCGUGGUCAGCAGUCGGCACCGCACAGUGAAAGCCAGGUCUCACCGCUAAACUACGAAGUCCUCUCUGGACUUUCUACGUAAAACUCCAAAGCCCGCAUCUCGGGGCUCAUGGGCUGAGGACGUGUGGGGGGACCCACCCUAGCAGCUUCUCCAGGCCCUGUGCUCCGUGCCAGGCCAUCCUGAUGCGCUCACUCGGAGCGCAGCCGACGUCUCCCACCCCGGGGGACCCUGCGUCCGUGUGAUCCUCGAGUGACACCGUCAUCCUGGCUUCUGCUGGAGUUAGUGGUCCUCCAGGGACCCAGCUUUACAGGAAAUUCCCUCCCAACCCCCAGCGCCUUUUCCCAGCCUGAGCCAGGGCCCACUGCCAAUCCCCAGGCGUCUUCCUCCCGGGGAGCCAGGUGGCAGGUGGAGUGGGUGCUGGGCCCCAGGCGAGAGAGACUGGGCCGGCCUUCCCACUGAGUAUUAUUUAUUCACUCCCGUCCUCGACCGUGCCACACCUGGCCCUCGCUGACCUCUGCUCCCAAGACCUGCAAACCCCGACUCGGGGCACCGAGACUUGCCUCGUGCCAGGCGUGUCUGCCUGGUGAGUCCCCGGUCUUCCCCGGCCCAAGGCUGGCCUGGAAGCCGGUGACCUCUGUGGUUUCUUAACCCGAGGGAAAAAGGACAAGCAGCCAUUAGCUCCCGGUGUGGGCAACCCCUUCAUUUUCUGAAUCUGCCGGGGGCUGGCCCAGCUGGUUCCUGAGAGACCCGAGUGCCACGUGCAGCAUCCCGCGUUGGCCCAGGCCCAGCGAGUGUAUGCGAAGGCAGGGGAGUGAGCGAGUGCACACACUGCCAGGCUACCUCUUUGCACACACAGUUAAUACCAACACACAGCGAGACCCCCUCCUCGCCGCCCACGCUGUCCCUUCCCCCUUUUAUAAUCACUUCUUGCAGAGGGUCCUAAUUUUUUCCCGAAUAUUACUGGUCCGAUGACUUCCUCCUCCCAGUGCAAUUUUUCACUUCCUUUUUUUCCAACCUCUGGUUCCUGGGCUGAGCCACACCCUGGGACCCGACACCCCCGCAUGUCCUCCCGGGUCUGGGAGACCUUCACAAAGGGCCUCCAGAUGGGUCGGUGAGUCACAGCCGCCACAGUGGAAAACUCCUAUUUAUUUUGCAUAAGAUUUUAAUUUGUAUAUUUUUGUGAUUUAUUUUGGCAUUGUUAUAAGUUUGACUCUCGGGGAGUUUUGUUGUUACGACUCUUGUGUCUUUUGUCACAAAACAAUGAUAAUAUUUGCUAAACAAUAUAUGGAAUUUAUUUUUGAUUGGUAAUAAAACAAUGAAAUAUG